Molecule: messenger RNA, 1440 nt
Organism: Emericellopsis cladophorae
Lineage: Eukaryota; Fungi; Ascomycota; Sordariomycetes; Hypocreales; Bionectriaceae
Exons: 8
Coding region: 1-1440 (479 amino acids)
Molecular function (GO): phosphoglycolate phosphatase activity; alkaline phosphatase activity
Source: RefSeq, a predicted model, not a curated record
AUGGCGAGCUCAAUCUUCUUCUCAGUGGCUCCAUACCACAUCGUCACAUACGGGACGUUGUUGGGCACGUCGGUCUUCCAUUCCUUUGUUAAUGGUCCCGUCAUGUGGAAAACCGUUGAGCGCCCCAUCUUCUCUUCCUUGCAGCAAGCGAUCUUCCCCAUCUACUUUGGCAUUCAAACAGCUGCCCCUGUUCUCAUGGCCCUGACAUUCCCCGGCAAUGCCCUCUUCGGGCUAUCAUCAGGUGUGCAGGGCUUGUUGAACCAGUCGCAACUUUAUCAGUCUUUGCUUCCCAUUGGCGUCAUGUUCGUCACUGGUGCCACUAACCUACUUCUGCUACUCCCCUUGGUUAAUGGUGUGAUGAAGGAGCGCAGGGGUCAAGCCAAACGUGACGGCAAAGAGUGGGAUGCCGCGGGUCCUCAUUCGGAUGAGAUGCAGGUUCUCAACAGGCGAUUCGGGAUGCUCCAUGGGGCCAGCAGCGAGAACGAUAGCACUGCCUCUGAAUUUGAAUCUGCGCAUACCUUGGGGGAUUCAAGUUCGCUGCUCUUCUAUCUUGGCCCGAACACUGAGCUUGUCAACGAUCGUACGGCCACCAUAAUGGCGGUGACCUACUUGAGCAAUGACCGCGCCGCGGUGGACUCUUUUCUCGACAAGUUCGACGUUUUCCUCAUUGACUGCGAUGGCAAACGCACAGUCUUUGUGACGAACAAUUCCACAAAGUCCCGAGAGGAGUACCUGAAGAAACUGUCCAAGCUCAACAUUCCUGCCGAUGCGGAUGACAUCUUUGGCUCGGCGUAUUCCUCCGCCGUGUACAUCUCGCGUAUCCUCAAACUGCCGCAGGGGAAGAACAAGGUCUUCAUUCUUGGCGAAAAGGGCAUCGAGAGUGAGCUCGAUGCUGAGAACGUACCGCACAUUGGCGGCACGGAUCCCGACUUCCAGCGGGACAUUACGGACGCCGACUUCAAAGGCCUGGCGGACGGUUCGCUGCUGGAUCCCGAAGUCGGAGUUGUGCUCGCCGGCCUGGAUUACCACUUCAACUACCUCAAGAUGGCCCAUGGCCUGCACUACCUGAAGCGGGGAGCCAAAUUCCUAGCCACAAACACGGACUCGACUCUCCCCAUGCACCACGAUUUCUUCCUCGGCGCAGGGUCCGCCAUGGCCCCUCUCGUCAAUGCCUCGGGUCAGAAGCCUCUUGAGCUGGGCAAGCCCAGCCAGGCCAUGAUGGACGCCGUUGAGGGCAAAUUCCAGCUUAAUCGCCAAAGGACGUGUAUGAUCGGAGACCGUCUCAACACCGACAUCAAAUUUGGUGUAGAUGGCAAGUUGGGAGGUACACUGCACGUCUUGACGGGCGUCGACAACAAGGCGGCUUGGGAGAAAGAAGACGCGAUAGCGGUACCUUCAUUUUAUGCGGAUACGCUGAGCGACUUGCGGAUUGCUGAAUAG